GUGCUAAAUCAUUCAACUCACUUGAACAAUCAAAUGUGGCUCGCCGGAACUGGUACUUGGAGUAAAAUAGUAUCUUCUAAAACAAUAUUUUGUGGAUCUAAAGGCACAAUCGGUACUGGUAAAUCUUCGUUAUGGGGACCAGGUCGUAUAGCAAACGGCAAAUAUGGAUACUCGAUCUUGUGCUUUCCUUUCUUAGAAUAACCUUCAGUCUUUGUUAGACAAAAAUAGCAGUUGCCAAAAAGGUUAGUAGGUUCCCACCAUACCAUUGGAAUUGCAAAAGACUUGCUUUUCGUCCCAUUCAUCCACUGCACCAAUGACACGUUACAACUAACACAGCACGCUUGGGGGGCCCACUGCUCGUCUUGGUCUCUAAUUAAAGUACCAAAAUAUUUGAAAUAGGCUUUUUUCACAUUUUCGGAAAAUGGCCUGGCUUGCGAUUUCACCAUAAAUUCUUUACAAAUUAGCAAAAUUUGUCAGAAGUUUUGCAACUGCGGCGCGUUUAACUCUACAUUUUCGUCUUUAUAAUCACUUUUUGCACUAUGAACAGAGAACCACUUAGUAAGAAACUCAACAGAAUACUAAUUUUUAAGUUAUUUUUAUGUUUAUUAUUCCGAAUAAUACAGUUCAGAUAUUUUUUUGGGCAUAAAAUUUACCGAUAUUAACCACCCCUUUAUAAAAUUACAUACCUGCUAAUGUAAACAGGGAUAAUUAAGCUAUUGAAAGGUAUACCACCUUUAGGGCUUAAUUAAUACUUUUUCGAUUUUUGGACAGGUAUUUCCAUUUUUAAAAUAAUUGUCUCGCCUGUGUUACGAAAAUCUUGUUGGUCAGUGUAAUUGUCAAAAAGUGUGGUUAAUCGUUUAAAAACUAACCUUACUUAGUCUCAGAAAACUUUAUUUAUUGUGGUGAUUUAAACGAUGCAUUAAGUUAUUGAAAAUGGGGAGGCAAAAAAAUACUCCUAAAAAGAAUGAAAUAAUAGAAGUUGAUCGAAGAUGCCUUGAUUACAUUCCUGUAGUUACGAAGAGAAAAUGGAGAAAUACUUCUAAAAGGGAAAAAACAUAUAACAUUUUAGCACCUACGAACCCAAAAUAUUAUUUAGGAAACUUGUUUGUUGGUCAAACAAAUAAUAUAUUUCCUGAAAAAUAUACCACAGUAAAGAUUUCAUUCAACUUUGCCAAAAAUGAUUCCGAAAAUUUAGAAUCCUGUGAUAACAUUAUAUUGCUUUGUGGUACUACUUCAGUUAUAAUUAGAAGUUGUAGCGAUACAGUUUUCUUAAAAGACUUAGUUUCCUAUGGAAAAUCAUUUUUCUUUGAAUUUGUACCGUGCAAUGAAAAUGUAUGGUUGAAGGUUUAUUUGAGAACUUUACCACUGGAAAAGUUUUACCUAAAGCUUGGUAAUUGCUUGAAGAGAUUAUUUUUGAUGCUUUAUGGUGAACGAUGCUCUGCUAAAUUAGAUGCUAUUGAAAACAUAGAAAAAUUCCAUGGGACUAACAAAAUUAAAUUGAUGUAUUCCCAAUUGAUUGAAAACCGCAAAUCUAAUGAAAAAAAUGAGAAUAUGGAAGCUGUUCAACAUCUGCAAUUAAAACCUAAACUAAGACCAUAUCAGGAGGAAUCUGUAAGGUGGAUGUUACAAAGGGAAAGAAAAAGUAUUUCAUAUACAGAUGAACUGCAUCCAUUGUACAUUCCUAUAAAACUGGAGUCUGGUCUUGAAAUUUACUUUGAUAAAUAUACAGGAUAUGUUACUUCUGAAAAACCAGUUAUUUCUACAACUAGUCGAGGAGGUAUUUUAGCUGACGAAAUGGGUCUAGGCAAAACAGUAGAAGUUUUAGCUUGUAUAUUAAUGAAUCCAAAGUGUCCUGAUAAACUAGAAGAACUUACAUGUGAUUUAGAAGAUAUGCCAAUUGUAAGAAAGACACCAAAAAAGAGAAACUGUAUAAUUGAUUCAGACGAUGAAUUAAGCUCAGAAAAUACAUCUCUAAUAAACAAAUUGAAAGAUACAGAAGAAAGAGUUUCAGAAAAAGAAGAGGCAAUAAUUCCUAUAGUAAAAUUACAAAGAAAAAAACGGAAAAUGGUUAUUGAGACCAAAAAAACAGAUUACACCCAUAAACCAAAACCACUGAAAAUACCAAAGGAUUUUGUACAGCCCGAAAGUAAAAAAAGUGCUACAUUCCUAGCUCUUGAUAUGUGGUACAAAAACAUUCUAUCAGAAAUCAGUACAGUUAAACCAGAGUCAUAUGAAGAUCCCAAUAAAAAAUCAGUUCAAUGUAUUUGUGGCAGUAUUUCUGAAGAAAGGAUUAUUAAGUGUUCUAAUUGCAUCAAAUAUCAACACAUAGAAUGUUUAGGAUACAAAAAAUCUCUUGGAAAAUAUAUUUGUCCACAGUGUUGGAUGGAGGAACCUCUAAUAGAAUCAAAAGCAACUCUUAUAGUUACUCCUACAGCUUUAAAAACUCAAUGGAAAAAAGAAAUAUGUAAACAUAUUAUUGGCAACUUUAAAGUUUUGCAGUAUCAAGGGUUUAGUGCUACUCCAGUAUAUCCCACAGAGUUGAAGGAGUACGAUGUGGUAUUAACUACUUACAAUGUAUUACAGAAUGAACUUAGAUUAACAGAAAAUGGACAAGAAUUUAAUUUGAGGAAAGCAAGGAAAUACUUAACUCCUGGAAGCCCUUUAACAAGAUUAAAAUGGUGGAGGCUAUGUCUUGAUGAAGCACAAACUGUAGAAACUCCAGGUCGUAUGGUGUCUGCAAUGGCUAGAAAAAUUGAAGCUUUUUAUAGGUGGGCAAUUACUGGAACUCCUAUUUCAAAAAAUAUCUCAGAUCUUCAAGGAUUAAUAGACUAUCUUCAAAUUAAUCCCUAUUCUGACAUAACCGUUUGGAAUAAGAUCUUGUAUGAACCUUAUUUGGCAGGUAAUGAACAACCGUUGCUCAAUUUUUUGUCAGAUGUUCUUUGGAGGACUGCAAAAAAAGAUGUGACAAAUCAGAUAAACAUACCCCAACAAACAUACUUAGAGCAUUUGUUGGAGUUUUCAGCUGUUGAAAAAUAUUUCUACAAAAGGGAACAUGAAUUGAUCUGUAAUGAUUUUUUAUCUAAAGUUAGAAAGUAUGACUUAUCCAUACAUCUUGAAAGUUUGGAUAAGAGUACAUUGAAAAAGUUAUUAGCACCUUUAUUAACGUUAAGACAUGCUUGUACACAUCCAAAUACUGUACGAGGAAGAUAUUUAGCCACAAAAAAACAAGUUACAUCGAUGAAGGACCUUUUAAAUGCACUUAUUUUAAAAAAUACGAAUGAUAGUGAAGAUUGUCUGAGGUUGAUCAUCUCAGCCUAUAACGGUUUAGCUGGAAUCCACAUUUUGGAAAACUCCCAUCAAGAAGCUAUCAACAAUUAUAGACAAGUGCUUCAAUUAGUAGCCAGAUUUUCUGGUGAUAAAUGUGAAGCAAAAUUAACAAUUGAUAAACCACAAGUUAUACAUACUUUGUAUAAUUUAGCAGAAAUAAUAAGUAUUUAUCCUCCCGAACAACCAACUUUAAGGGAUGAAAACUUGAAAACUGAUUGUAUUGAAUUGGAAAGAAAGUAUAUGGAAAAGUUUAUCAGUGAUUCUACCAGUGCUUUUGAGAGCUUCAGUGCCAUUAUGUUGGAAAUAGAAAAAAUGCAAAACCAGUUUUCUCUGAAAGAUGGUCAGUGGUAUUCAGAUGGUUUGGAUUGGCUAUUUUUGAAUGGUCAUUAUAAUGAACUUCUUAAUAAAAUCCACAUGGCAUGUGAAAAUGCGGGUGUGCCGAAUAAUUUGAGGAAUAAUGAUGAAAGGCAGCUACUUCGAUCAAUGUGUGUAUGGGAUGACGAAAUAUUUGAAUUGAGAUCUAAAUUAUUUGAAGCUGUUGAACUUCUGUAUGAUAACCAUCCGGAAAGUGUCCAUAAAAUAAUUAUCAAACAAGAUCUUGUAACGCAAGCUAUGAAUUGUCAUUUGAGGCCCCAGAAAAAAAGCAGACAAGCAAACAAGUGUUCGGUGUGUGUAGCCAACGAUCAUUUGAAGAAAUAUGAAAUAAAGUUGUUUUGUAUGACUAAAAGGGAGAAAACAUUUGAAGAAAUGUCGCUGGUAGGCAGUUGGAAACCUACGUUGCAAGAGUUGGUAUUUAGAGCUAUUCAUAGUGCCUUAAGAUCAAAACAUGCCAAGACAGAAUAUGUUAAAGAUGGAGAACUUCAUAUUAACAUAAUAGAAAAUUUGAAAAAGGAAUUUAAAGAGUUGAGAAGACUUUGGACGUUUCUUGAUCAGCAAAUUUGCGCUAGAGAUGAAUUAGAUAUAUGCAAAGUUAGAUUACAAUUAAAAACAGAUACGGAAAUACAGAAAACUGAUAAAACAUUGAAAAACCUAACGUAUGAGUUAGAAAACAAAAAUGAAACUAUAAAUUUGCUAAGUGUCCAUGAAUUGGAUUAUCAAAUGUCUUUAUUGGAAAAUGAAGUUAGACAAAACACAGCAAAACUGGAAAAGCUGCUAGGUACUCAGAGCUAUCUAGAAACAUUAAGAAAACAACAGUAUGAAGGUCAAAGUCCGGACCCUUGUCCGAUUUGUAAAAAUACACUUGAACAGCACUGGAGUAUAUUAUUGUGCGGUCAUAGCUACUGUUUAGAAUGUAUACAGGUACUUUUGGAGCAGACCGCCGGUGACCACAUACAAUGUUCAGUAUGUAGAAAUAAACAAAAAUAUCAAGAAAUUUCUUACAUUAAAGCUGGGACUACUGUAACAGAUGACGAUUGUAAAAAAAUUAAGGGUAAUUAUUCCACGAAAAUAGAGGGUGUCAUAAAAGUGUUACUGGAUUUAAAAAGAGACGAUACUGAUGUUAAAGUUUUGCUAUUUUCUUCUUGGUUUACUGUGUUGAAGUGUUUGAAAGAGGCGUUGAUUAAGAACAACAUUUCCUGUGAGUUAGCGAAUACCGGUACUUUGGAUGUUAAAAUUACAAAUUUCAAGGAUCCGUUAAAAAAAAUCAUGGUACUACUUUUACCAGUUAAUUUAGGUUCUAAAGGUCUAAAUUUAAUUGAAGCUACUCAUGUUAUUUUAGUAGAACCCCUAUUGAAUCCUGCAGAUGAACUCCAAGCCAUAGGAAGAAUUAAUCGAAUUGGACAAACAAAAAAAACAUAUGUUCACAAAUUUCUCAUAAAAAACACCAUCGAGGAAAAUAUUCAUCAAGCUACAACAUCAAAUGCGGAAAAAUGGGAAAAAAGUUCAGUGACGUUAAGACAUUUAGUGGAUCUUUUUAAUACUACCGACCUGAACGAUGAAACGAUAGAGGAUACGCAAAUGACAGAAGUAACUUUAGAACAUUCUACUGAAAAUUCGAUAGAUUCGACUUUGGAAUCUGCGGAGGAGGAUGAAAUAGAAGAAAAUGAUAAUACAGUAGUCUUUGCAUAAAAUAGUGUCGAAAAUAAUGUUAUAGAUAAUGUAGAAUGCAGUAAGGUGAUGUCUGUGGAUCUCAAUUUAAGUUAAGAAAUAUUUUUUCAUAUCUUCAAAAA
This is a messenger RNA of Diorhabda carinulata, 5495 nucleotides long. RefSeq names its product E3 ubiquitin-protein ligase SHPRH. Gene Ontology annotation, biological process: protein polyubiquitination; DNA damage response. Gene Ontology annotation, cellular component: nucleus. Gene Ontology annotation, molecular function: ATP-dependent chromatin remodeler activity; ATP binding; ubiquitin protein ligase activity. Lineage: Eukaryota; Metazoa; Arthropoda; Insecta; Coleoptera; Chrysomelidae. The record is from RefSeq and is a predicted model, not a curated record. The transcript has 17 exons. Bases 934 to 5394 code for a protein of 1486 amino acids.